This is a messenger RNA of Exophiala viscosa, 1014 nucleotides long. RefSeq lists its product as uncharacterized. NCBI's taxonomy places the organism in Eukaryota, Fungi, Ascomycota, Eurotiomycetes, Chaetothyriales, Herpotrichiellaceae. The record is from RefSeq and is a predicted model, not a curated record. Gene Ontology annotation, biological process: protein transport to vacuole involved in ubiquitin-dependent protein catabolic process via the multivesicular body sorting pathway. Bases 1 to 1014 code for a protein of 337 amino acids. Gene Ontology annotation, cellular component: endoplasmic reticulum. The transcript has a single exon.
AUGACCGAUCAACACUAUGCCCCUCCACCGGGCCCUCCACCAUCAUACCGUCAGCAAGACACCACAACCAACAAUGCCAAAGCCAACGAGAACACCGACAUCGCUCCUCCGCUCGGCUCACUACCGUUUCGCGGCCAAAAUAAUAACGACAUCCCACCACAACCACCUGCCGAAGCAAACCCACCGCCCUACCAAAACUGGAUGACUGUGGAAGACACAUCCCUCCUCCCUCCGCCGCCACCCUUGCCGGAAGACACCUCCCCAACCAACAACGCAAGCUACGACGACGCCGCACAAGCACACGCCUGGUGCGCCCAACACCCACUCUACACGCCGUCCAAACCCUCCCCUGACAUCCACGCCCUCGCUCAAAAGGGCCACUUCACCCUCACCCGCCCGCCACCGUCCCUGAUCGACGAUCCGCAUCAAUUCACACUUCACCAAGACCCCCCCACAAAAUGGUACAUCUGCACGGGCUCCGAAGACCAGUCCGACUGCAUGUUCCUGACAGAUAUCCCAUCAUACUUCGCCGCCACGGACAAUCCCUUACUCACGAAUCGCCCCUUCAGAAUGUCGUACACGAUCCACAUCAAGGCCAUGUCCUUUGAGGAUGAGCCCGUUUCGGGCAUAGCAAUCGGUUUCGCAGCCAAGCCAUACCCACCAUGGCGUCUUCCGGGCUGGCACCGCGCCAGUCUAGCCGUGCACGGCGACGACGGCCGGCGCUUCAUGAACGAUCCAUGGGGAGGGCGUGAUUUUGUCGAGGGGUUCCAACCCGGGCAGAGUAUCACCGUGGGGAUGACCUUCUCGACGACCCCACUUGGCGCAGGCAAAGUCAAGACGACGGCGUGGUUGACGCGCAAGGGACGCACGCGUGAGUGGGCGAUUGAUGAGCAACGGGAUCAGCGUGACGAAGGUGUUGACGGGCUCAUGGGUGAGGGUGACUUAUAUCCUGCCAUUGGAGUGUUUGGCGGUGUUCAGUUUGACGUCGAGUUUCAUCCACGGCAGGGACGAUGA